GGUGGUGGUGGUGGCCGGGGAAGAAAGAGAGGAAGCUCUUCCGGGAAGAAUGUGAUGGUGGAGCCCCAUCGGCACGAGGGUGUCUUCACUUGCCGAGGAAAGGAAGAUGCACUGGUCACCAAGAACCUGUUUCCUGGGGAAUCUGUUUAUGGGGAAAGAGUCUCCGUUGAGGAAGAAGAAGACAAAACUGAGUACCGCGCCUGGAACCCCUUCCGAUCAAAGUUGGAAGCAGCAAUAGUAGGUGGUGUGGACCAUAUCCACAUCAAGCCUGGAGCCAAGGUGCUCUACCUCCCAGCUGCCUCAGGCACCACCGUCUCCCACGUUUCUGACAUUGUAGGCCCGGAUGGCCUGGUCUAUACAGUUGAGUUUUCUCAUCGUUCUGGCUGUGACCUCAUUAACUUGGCCAAAAAGAGGACCAACAUAAUUUCUGUCAUUGAAUAUGCUCGGCAUCCACACAAAUACCACAUGUUGAUUGCGAUGGUGGAUAUGAUCUUUGCCGAUGUGGCCCAGCCAGACCAGACCUGGAUUGUAGCCCUGAAUGCCCACACUUUCCUGCGCAAUGGAGGGCACGUUAUGAUUUCCAUUAAGACCAACUGCAUCGAUUCCACAGCCUCAGGUGAGGCUGUGUUUGCCUCUGAAGUGAAAAAGAUGCAGCAGGAGAACAUGAAGCCUCAGGAGCAGCUGACCCUAGAGUCUUAGGAGAGGGACCACGCCAUAGUCGUGGGUGUGUACAGGACACUGCCCAAGGUGAAGAACUGAAGCCCUGCGCCGUCCAGAUUUUUCAGA
Molecule: messenger RNA, 786 nt
Organism: Erinaceus europaeus (western European hedgehog)
Lineage: Eukaryota; Metazoa; Chordata; Mammalia; Eulipotyphla; Erinaceidae
Product: rRNA 2'-O-methyltransferase fibrillarin
Biological process (GO): box C/D sno(s)RNA 3'-end processing; rRNA methylation
Cellular component (GO): box C/D methylation guide snoRNP complex; Cajal body; nucleolus
Molecular function (GO): histone H2AQ104 methyltransferase activity; RNA binding; rRNA methyltransferase activity
Source: RefSeq, a predicted model, not a curated record